AUGAAUGCCUCAGUGUUGAGUCAGGGUGAUCAGGUGCAGAGUUACCGCUGGGUGUUGCUGCGUACUACCGUUGGUGAUAUCGAUAUUGAACUAUGGUCGCGAGAAUGUCCAAAGGCGUGUCGGAAUUUCAUUCAAUUGUGUAUGGAAGGCUACUACAACAACACGAUCUUUCAUCGUGUCGUAAAAGAUUUCAUUGUACAGGGUGGAGAUCCAUGUGGAGAUGGUACAGGUGGCGAAUCGAUAUAUGGUCAUCCCUUCAAAGAUGAAUUCCAUUCACGUCUACGCUAUACCAGAAGAGGUCUUGUCGGUAUGGCCAAUUCGGAUAAGGACGAUAAUGGAUCACAGUUUUUCUUUACAAUGGGACCGACACCAGAGUUACAAAACAAAAAUACUCUAUUUGGAAAAGUUACUGGGGACACAGUUUUCAAUAUGUUAAAGUUGGAGGAAGGUGAAGUGGACCACAAUGAAAGACCUAUGUAUCCCCAUAAAAUAUUGAAGGCAGAGAUUCUAAAGAAUCCGUUUGAUGAUAUUGUACCAAGGGAACUGAAAAAGGAAGUCAAGAAGGACAAGAAAAAGAAGAAAGAAAAGGGUGUCAAAAAUUUUGGCUUAUUAUCAUUUGGCGAAGAAGCCGAAGAAGAUGAAGUUGAAACCACAGAAUUUGUACAAAAAAAUGCUGGAAAGGCAAAAUCCUUGCACGAUGUCGUAGAUGAUCCGAAGUUAAGCAAAGAACCAGUUAAAGUAAAAUUGGAAGACGACAGCAAUUCAGAAUCAGAGGGGGAAUGGAAAGUACCCAUAAAGGAGGAGCCAUUAGACGAUGAGGAAUUGUAUGACCGAAAACAGCGCAUUAAAGACAAACUGAAAUCAAAAACUCUAGAAAAAUCUAAAAAAAGUAAAGGGCCCAUCAAAGUAGAAGAAAUUUCCGAUUCAGAUGAUGACGAAUUGCUAACGCAUGAAGAUGAGAAGAGACUUCAAAAGGAGAAGAAAAAGGAAGAAAUUCGCCAAGAAAUCCAAUCGCUGAAAAAACAGUACCAAAGCGAAAAGAGACAAAAAGACGAAGAACUGGAAAAGAAAAUGCAAAAGGAUUCCAAAGAAAAGGCCAAGAAAAUGGAACAUGACAAUAACGAACUGAUCAAAAGUUUCAUUGAAGAAAAGGAAAAAUAUGAAAGUCUUAAAGCGAAAAUACCCAAAAAAGGCGCCAGUCGAGAAGAUUUCACAUUAAGUUUACUAUCCAAGUUCCGUUCCAAAUUGGAUGCUUUGAAACAAAAACGUGAAGAUCCUGAACAAGAAGAUAUUGAGGUGGAGAGUGAUAAAGUCGAUGACAAUGUGGUGGAGAAAGAAAUUCAAGGCGAUGAUUGGCUGUGUCAUACAUUGAAGUUCAAGGAAGAGGUCCCUGUCUUGGCUAAGGAUGCCUCUACCAAAGGUGAUGAUUGGUACGAUGUAUAUGAUCCCCGUAAUCCCUUGAACAAACGGAAACGUAAGGAGGCCAAUGCUCGUUCAGAUAGUCAAAAUAAAAAACGCCAUUAA
Molecule: messenger RNA, 1524 nt
Organism: Musca vetustissima
Lineage: Eukaryota; Metazoa; Arthropoda; Insecta; Diptera; Muscidae
Product: spliceosome-associated protein CWC27 homolog
Exons: 4
Coding region: 1-1524 (507 amino acids)
Biological process (GO): protein peptidyl-prolyl isomerization; protein folding
Cellular component (GO): catalytic step 2 spliceosome
Molecular function (GO): peptidyl-prolyl cis-trans isomerase activity
Source: RefSeq, a predicted model, not a curated record